CAGUUGCCGCUCGCGCUGUGCCGUGGAGCUGCGCUCGCGCUGAGAAUACACGGGGCUCCUGUAUUACCGGAGAGCUGCUCGGCACAAUGUCCGCGUUUCAAGAAUGAAAAGAUCGGAUUGUAGCUGCUGCACGCGAAGCACAGGAGUGUAUCCUCCUUAAACGAUAUUGACAUGAAGAAGGAUAUAGAGGUUCUGAUAGCAGAGGAACGUGCACAGAUCAUCUCUAAAUAUGCUAAGGGCAGGGAGGAGGGUGUUGAGAUCGACCCUUGGGAAGAUGCAGACUACAGCAUUUUCAAGGUCACAGAUCGCUUCGGCUUCCUGCAUGAAGAGGAGCUUCCGACUCCAACUCUUCUUGAAGAAAAGCAAAAGCAGAUAGAAGUUGAACGAGUAGAGAAAUGGUUGAAGAUGGUCAGAAAAUGGGAGAAGUACAAAAACAGCGAGCGGAUGAUGAAGAGGGUGUAUAAGGGGAUUCCACAACAGCUACGAGGUCAAGCCUGGAGCCUACUACUGGAUGUAGAGAAAGUUAAAAAGGAGAACGAAGGGAAAUACGAGAGAAUGGUAGAACAAGCCAAGAUCUACUCCACAGAAAUUAAACAGAUUGAUCUUGAUGUGAACAGGACCUUCCGAAAUCAUAUCAUGUUCAUGGAUCGGUUUGGAGUAAAGCAGCAGUCUCUGUUCCACGUGCUCACCGCGUACUCCGUAUACAACACGGAGGUGAGCUACUGCCAGGGAAUGAGUCAGAUAGCUGCCAUUCUGCUGAUGUACAUGAAUGAGGAAGAUGCAUUCUGGGCCAUGUCCCAGCUCCUGACCAAUCAGAAACAUGCCAUGCAUGGUUUCUUUAUCCCAGGAUUUCCCAAACUGCAGAGGUUCCAGAAUCACCAUGAUCAGAUUCUAUCCAAAGUUCUCCCUAAGCUGAAGAAGCAUCUGGACAAGGAGCAGAUGUCCAGCGGCAUUUACAGUACUAAAUGGUUCCUGCAGUGUUUUAUUGACCGGACACCGUUCACCCUGACCUUACGCCUGUGGGACAUCUUUAUACUUGAGGGUGAGAAGAUCCUCACAGCCAUGGCCUACACCAUCCUUAAACUGCACAAAAAGCGUUUGCUGAAGAUGCCACUGGAGGAGCUGAGAGAGUUCCUUCAGGAGAAGAUUGCCCAAUGCUUCGAGCUCAGCGAUGAUUUAGUUAUUGAGCAGCUUCAGGUCUCCAUGACAGAGCUACGCAAAAUGAAGCUGGACCUUCCUUCUCCAGCUAAGCCUGAUGAAUUGCCACGGAAACCACUUGGUGUGGAGCGGCCUGUACUGCUGACCCCUAAGCUACCCCAGAACCUGACCCUGGAUCAGGAAACACCAGACAAGAGCCAGCUUACCAAACGACCUCCAGCUUCACUCCAAAUCUCACUCCAGGAAUCAAUUGUUCCUGAUCAGGGCUCCCCAGAAGAUAAGUGUCCUUUUCAGGACAGGGAAAUAGACAGCGUUUCUCCAUUUCCCUCCCCUGACCCAGUGCUAGUUCAUACCGAGAUUGUUUUUGGCCCAGACGGAGUGAUGGAAGCUCCUGAUGAGCAGCCCCCACCGUAUGAGCCUCCUAAAAUUGCGGAAACUAACGAUUUUUCACUUCCUUCUCACCUGGCUGUGAAUACUUGUGGAACUUCAACAGAAUCAGCACAUUUAGAUGCACCUCAGGACAUCUCCCAAGACACUUUGCAGGCUACAGUGGAGGAUGGUUUAUUUGUACUGCACCCAAGCAAAUGCCAGUUGACAUUAUCUACAGCCUCGGCACAAUAUUCCCAAAAUGAAAACCUCCCAAAAACAGAAAUGGUGGAAAGAAGAGAAGUGAGAAAAUUUGUGUCAGAGAAGUCUGUCGUUUUAACUCAGAACUCUGCUUUUAUUGAACUUCCCGACACAGACUCUGAACCACAGUCAUCUUCCCCACACACAGGGGUUUUGUUAUCCACAGCUGGAAGGAAACUGAUGACUGUUCACUCAGACCCGCUGUUUGAACGUCAUGAUCUUCCCACUCUGCCAAAAUCAGAGACUUUUUAAAACAGCUGUUUGUAAGGCAUUUAGAAUUUUAAGAAUCAUUGCCUCGGUUCCACUCCAUUAUAUAUUCAGUAUCAUUCAUCCUAACAAAUGUUUUUCAAUUUCUCAAAGGGACGCCACAUUUCACAAACAAAAUGAAGGAAUGUACUGCUGCAGCAUAUGCGCAAGGUUAUUCUGCUGUGUCUGGGUUCCUAAAAUCCUAAAAAAAGUUUUUAUGUACCAGCUAUUAAUUGGUUUACAAUUGUUUAUUAACGCUUUACAAAUAAUAUGGUCUUAAUCUCAGCAGUUUAGCAUGCAGAGGUGCUAUGCAAACUAUCCAGAAAAAAUCUUUAACCCGAGUGUUGCUUAAACCAAGAAAAGGAUUUAAAUGAAGUGAGCUGGCUCACUGUUAUACAUGAGCCACAAAUAUCAUCCUUAGCCUUGUAGCAUUUCCUUUUGAAUUUUUCUUAAUUUAUUUAUUUUUUGCCUGACAUUUUGUGGUAUGCAGUUCAACUGGUAAGUGAAAAUUGGCCAAAAAAACGAGAAUUGAACAGAAAUAUAAAACCAAAAGAAAGGGAAAAGUGCUUUAUUAUUAUUAUUAUUAUUAUUAUUAUUAUUAACCUUUUUGUUACAUUUACAUAAAUUGUAAUUAAUUUAUCUUUUCAUGCUUUAUCAAUUAAUCAAUGGCAGUAAUAAACAACUUAAUUACAUUACUUCACAAAAUUAGCUGACAAUAAAUAAAAAAUACCAUUACGGCAUUUGGCAGAUGCACUUAUCCAGAGCGACUUAUAUUUUUUAUCUUAUUUUAUGCAAUGGAACAAUUGAAGGUUAAGGGCCAUCCUCAGGGGCAGCUUGGUGGACCUGAGAUUCAAGCUCACAACCUUCCAGUCAGUGGUUCAACACCUGAACCACUAAGCUACCAAAUCCCCCAAAAUAAAUAAAUAUUUGUUAAUAUGUAAGACUUCCAAUAUCAUCUAGACCACAUUUCUUUUAAAGACAUCUGACAGAAAGUCUUUUCCUGCAACUCUUUUGGCUAUUUUAGGCUUUUUUCUAUGUUACAACAUUUUGUAAUAAAACACACAACACACAUCUAUAACUUAAAAGGUCAGAAAAUGUAUUUUGAUAUAUUUAAUAAAACCGCUUUCUAUUAAAAUUAAA
This is a messenger RNA of Hemibagrus wyckioides, 3171 nucleotides long. Its product is annotated as USP6 N-terminal-like protein. The record is from RefSeq and is a predicted model, not a curated record. NCBI's taxonomy places the organism in Eukaryota, Metazoa, Chordata, Actinopteri, Siluriformes, Bagridae. The transcript is spliced from 14 exons. Bases 172 to 2037 code for a protein of 621 amino acids.